UCCAUCGAUUUGAAAGCUCGAACGUGUCCAAAUAUAUUCCUCCCUUCUCAUUUCCAUAAAGAAUACGUGUAAACUUCUCCCUCCAACUGUAGUUUAUCAGUCUCUCACACACACACAUGAUUGGAAUAAUGACAGUCUUUUCCUCUUGAUUAUGCCAGUAUGAGCUUCCACACAUCCUGUUGUAGUCAAAGCUGUAAAUAGAACUUGUUGAUAUGCCAGUCAGGGACACAAGUGUUACAGCAGGAUUCAGACAAAGUCUUGGCGUCUCCAGGUGCAGAGGGUUUCUUCUGUCUCCUAAAUGUGUCAUGGAGUCUGCUUUCCUCACCUUUAUUCUUGCCUCUUCUCUCACAGUGUGCUCCUGUCAAAUUGGAAUCACAGGCUUGAAGGAUGUUGUGGUAGCUGCGGAGAACAUGCCUACCACCCUGGGCUGCACUGAUACAACAGUAAAAGGUGACAUAUCAAUUAACUGGAUGGUGAAAUCACUCGGCACGGAUGAAUGGAAGCUGCUCCUCACCGCCACGGAGAGGAACAAUUUCUCCGGUGCCUCUUCGAAGGCAUCCAUGCGAUUGCUUGACAGGAACUUCAAAGACAGCGGAGUGUUUUCGCUGUUUCUGGUACCCACAGUGGAGGACAGCGGUCUCUAUACGUGUCUCAUAAAGCAAAGAGGGAGGAAGCUGAAGGAGAGGAUGCAUCUACUAGCAAUACUCAGAGUAACCAUCUUCCCUGCUCCGCCCCUCCCUCAUCACAGCACCCUGCGGCUGAUUGCCAAAGUAACUCCUGAUGACGCCGUCACCAAAAUCACUUGGACGGCCCCGAGUGGGGCACUCAUGAAGAGCGAGAAGAAGAACACAGUCGUGGUGGCCAAGCUGCCGCAGAUCCGAACCAGGGACCGUGGGACCUAUGUCUGCUCGGUCUACUCCCAGAAAAACAGCUCUCGUGCGUUUGCCGCACAGGUGGAAGUUACGGUUGACGCUGACAAAGUGGCUAAAUUCACUAAUGUAACACACGGCUCAAUGAUCUUCACUGGUGCUGAGGCUCACAAACCCUACCUCCUGAAGUGUCCUGAAGUCAACGGGGACUUGGUUGUGCUGCACCGACUACCCGCAGAUGCCAAGAAGAAGGACAUGAAGGUUGCAUACGAGUAUGACCGCUGGAGGGAUUCCACCCUCCGAACAGAACAGAGCAAACGUCUCCGGCUGGCCGGUCCACCCUUUGAUGCCAAGGCGGGGAUCUUCUCCUUCCUGCUCACCCCUGACUUAAAAGAUGGCGGCCUCUAUGCCUGCGAAGUUUCUCUCAACGAUAAUAUCUUCAGCCAGUGGACAACACUCAGCGUGCUGAAAGCUAAAACCAGAUAUUAUACCUCAAAGGUGGAGCUGCUGUGCCUUUACUCCGAGCUGUCCCAGGUCCACAGUGCCGAGUGGACACACCAUAAUGAGAGUCGUCGGCUGGAGAUGUCGAGCAGCAAUCCCGGGAGCAUCAGCGCUGUCCUGCCUUUACCCAUCACCCCCGACACGGCAGGGAACUACACCUGCAGCCUGCAGCUAAAAAACGGACAGGUCAUCCGGGCGGUGCAGACUGUCUCGCUGCCCCUGAAAGAGAGUGUGAGUGUCACCACCCCCUCCCCUCUUCCUUCUCUGUCUGCUUUAUUACUCCUUGUGCCCCUGGUUGCUGCAGCUGUCGGUGUGUUGCUAUGGAGACAGAAACACAUUUCUGAUCGCGGUAUUGAACAGUCUCUGUCUGUCCAUUCGGGUGAAGCAGAGAACGUCUAUGAGAAUCCUGCAGAUAUAAGACAGGCUCCUCCCCAGGGCUCAGUCUAUAUGGAUUUGAAGCCAAGAGGAGAAGAUGAUGUCUAUAAGGAACUGGAGCGAUAUGAGCAGUGUCAGGGCUGAUCACCUACCCACAUCUCGCCCUCGUCCAGCUGUCACAAUCUCUCUGUACUCAGCUGCCGUAAAAUACUUUUAUAAACAGGAGAAAGAUCUAAAUGUCAGACCAGAAAAACAUCAAGGCCUCAGGGAAAUGCUGCUGAGUUGAACUAUUUUUUCUGUAUAAGCUGCAGAUCCUUAUAAAAUGCUGAUUUUCCCCGAAAUAUCCUGCAUUUAAUUAAUUUAUUUUUUGGCCUACUUACAUAUUCUAGUUUUAUGCUUUGCAUUGUUUUGUAUUGUAGUCACAUUGUAUCUUUUCAAAAUGAGUUUUUCUAAAUAAAGAUUCUCUUAAAUA
Molecule: messenger RNA, 2217 nt
Organism: Oryzias melastigma (Indian medaka)
Lineage: Eukaryota; Metazoa; Chordata; Actinopteri; Beloniformes; Adrianichthyidae
Gene: g6fl
Product: g6f-like
Exons: 11
Coding region: 213-1889 (558 amino acids)
Biological process (GO): interleukin-15-mediated signaling pathway; T cell activation; positive regulation of ERK1 and ERK2 cascade
Cellular component (GO): external side of plasma membrane; membrane raft
Molecular function (GO): MHC class II protein binding; protein tyrosine kinase binding
Source: RefSeq, a predicted model, not a curated record